AUGUUCAGCCUUCUUCGUCGACAGUAUGACAGCAUCGGGGAGCUCUUACGGGCCAUGAGGAAAACCUACACCAUCAGCGCCGCCUCCGUGGAAGACACUAUGAAUUUGUUGGCUUCUCUGGGACAAAUCCGCUCUCUGCUCAGUGUCCGUAUGGGCAAAGAAGAGGAGCUGCUGAUGAUUGAUGGUCUUGGCGACAUCAUGAACAACAAAGUCUUCUAUCAGCAUCCAAACUUGAUGCGUGUGCUGGGGAUGCAUGAGACGGUGAUGGAGGUCAUGGUGAACGUGCUGGGAGGUGACAAGUCUCAGCAAAUCACAUUCCCCAAGAUGGUGGCAAGCUGCUGUCGGUUCUUGUGCUACUUCUGCAGAAUCAGCAGGCAGAACCAAAAGGCAAUGUUUGAACAUCUUGGCUAUUUGUUGGAAAACAGCAGCGUUGGACUGGCUUCUCCAUCAAUGAGAGGCUCCACACCUCUGGAUGUUGCCGCGGCUUCUGUAAUGGACAACAAUGAGCUUGCUUUGGCUUUACAGGAACCAGACCUGGAGAAGGUAGGGGCAAAAUCAUUGCAGAACCUGUAGAGCUGCAGUGUGGUGGC
Molecule: messenger RNA, 590 nt
Organism: Spea bombifrons (plains spadefoot toad)
Lineage: Eukaryota; Metazoa; Chordata; Amphibia; Anura; Pelobatidae
Product: ryanodine receptor 3-like
Exons: 4
Coding region: 1-573 (190 amino acids)
Biological process (GO): calcium ion transmembrane transport
Cellular component (GO): sarcolemma; sarcoplasmic reticulum membrane; calcium channel complex
Molecular function (GO): ryanodine-sensitive calcium-release channel activity
Source: RefSeq, a predicted model, not a curated record